AUGCAUUUCGAAGACCAUGAGUUCGAGGUGGACGAGGAUGGUGAGGGCAUUGUAGACGCGCCGAAAGGAAGAGCGGGCAAUUACACCAACGCCGAUGACAUCUUACUAUGCAAUACUUGGUUGCAAGUGUCGAGGGAUCCAUCUGUUGGAGGUGAUCAAAGUAGAGAUGCUUAUUGGGGGCGGAUGAAAGAACACUUUGAUGUUCACAAUGUGGGUGGAAUUGACCGCUCCGAGAGAUCACUUCAGUCCCGGUGGUCAACAAUCAACUCGGAUUGUCAAAGGUGGGCGGCCUGUCAAAAGGCGGUUGACAAGUUGAACCCAAGUGGCACAAAUGAGGACGAUAGAGAUGAUGAGAAAUGGAAGAAGCGUGAAGAUUUGGAUGAUUUGCAUUUGAGCAACAAACGCAAGCGCACAAUUGAGUUGAAUGAUGAUGAUGAUGAUGAUGAGGAUGAUGCAUCAAGUGAUGACGGCAAGAGAAGCCCCACACCCAACUCGGUUUCAUACUCGAAGCCAAAACGACCGGAUGGGUGCAAGAAAGACAAAACAGAAAAGAAGAAGAGGAAAGGAGAUGAUGAGCUCAAAAAUGCUAUGGAAGCUAUUGUGAAGGCAAGAAAAGAAGCCAACGAGGUGAGGAAAAUGGCAAGGAACCAAGAUGCCACGGCCGAGGAGAGGAGGUUGGCGGCCGAGGAGAGGAGGUUGGCGGCCGAGGAGAGGAGGGUGGUGGCCGAGGAGAGGAAGGUGGCUUUGGAGGAGAGGAAGGUGAGCAAUGAGGAGCGAACAAGAUUGUUGGAAUGGGAGAAGCACUUGUUCUUCUUGGACACAUCUAACCUCAAUGAGGCGCAGAAGGAGUUUGUUAAUCUUUCCCGUGAAGAAGUCUUGAUCCAAAAAAGAGCCAUGAUUCGCGCAAUGGGUGGUGGUGGCCUUGGCGCAAUGGGUGGCGGUGCCUUGGCGGCAUGGGUGGCGGUGGCCUUGGCGCCAUGGGAGGCAUGGGUUGCUUUGGAGGUACCGUGGGCGGCUUAG
Molecule: messenger RNA, 1020 nt
Organism: Aegilops tauschii subsp. strangulata
Lineage: Eukaryota; Viridiplantae; Streptophyta; Magnoliopsida; Poales; Poaceae
Source: RefSeq, a predicted model, not a curated record